Python bivittatus (Burmese python) is the source of this 3573-nucleotide messenger RNA. It is a transcript of the gene LYPLA2, whose product is annotated as lysophospholipase 2. NCBI's taxonomy places the organism in Eukaryota, Metazoa, Chordata, Lepidosauria, Squamata, Pythonidae. Gene Ontology annotation, biological process: protein depalmitoylation. The record is from RefSeq and is a predicted model, not a curated record. Gene Ontology annotation, molecular function: carboxylic ester hydrolase activity; palmitoyl-(protein) hydrolase activity. Gene Ontology annotation, cellular component: cytoplasm.
CUGGUGGUGGCGGAAGUUCCGGAGCGGUGCGGGGAGAGAGUGAGAGCGAGAGCUCGAGCCUGGCUGAGUCCUCAGUCAGAAGCCGGGUCGGAAGAGACGGAGACGAGAAGAAAGAGGUGCGAACUGUUAUAGUUGUAUGUGCGGUAACAACAUGUCUGUCCCCCUCCUUGCUGAUGCUGUGACCGUUUCAGGGACAGAGCGGGAGACUGCAGCGGUCAUUUUUUUGCAUGGGCUUGGUGACACAGGGCACAGCUGGGCUGAUGCUCUGUCUUCCAUCCGGCUCCCUUACGUGAAAUACAUUUGCCCUCACGCACCCAGGAUCCCUGUCACUCUCAACAUGAAGAUGGUUAUGCCCUCCUGGUUUGAUUUAAUGGGGCUAAGUCCAGAUGCACCAGAAGAUGAAAACGGAAUUAAAAGAGCUGCUGAGAACAUUAAAGCUGUAAUUGAACACGAAAUAAAAAAUGGGAUCCCAGCCAACCGGAUCAUCUUGGGAGGCUUUUCGCAGGGUGGCGCGCUCUCCCUCUACACAGCACUCACUUGCUCCCACCAGUUGGCUGGCAUCGUGGCCCUCAGCUGCUGGCUGCCCCUGCACAGGACCUUUCCUCAGGCAGCAAAUAAUGGUGUGAACAAAGAUAUUCCCAUCCUGCAGUGCCAUGGUGAGAUGGAUCCCAUGAUCCCUGUGCGCUUUGGAGCUCUCACCGCAGAGAAGCUGAAGGGGGUGGUGAAUCCUCAUAGAGUCCAGUUCAGAACCUACCCAAGAGUGAUGCACAACUCUUGCCCUCAGGAGAUGAUGGCUGUGAAAGACUUCAUUGAGAAGCUGUUGCCCAGGAUUUAAGCCGAUCUACUCAAGACUGUUGCAGGGAGAGGAGACAGAGGUCACCAGCUUUGAUCUUGAACCCUUGACCUGUUGGCUGCAAUUGGAAGCCAUGGCAAUCCACCUCCACACCAGUCAGUCCGUCUCCUUUCUCGAGCCUUCCCCUCCUGCCUGCACUGUCCCCCCCUCCUGUGCAACGUGAGGGGAGGGUGCUGAGGUACCAAGUGAAGGUACCAAGCGGUUUUAAGGUACAGCUGAGAUCCUAACCUUGCAGAUUAUUAUUUUGAUCACCUUUCAGUAUUUCCCUAUUCUCUCCUCUCCUUUUCUGUCUCUUUCCCCCCCACCCCCACUCCCUCCCCCAAAAUCUAAACAUAAACUGCCUGCUGUGGCAAAGAACUGCAUGGUAGCCAGAGGCUUAAAGCAAAAGGUAUUAAGAGAUGGUGUUCUGGCUAUUCCAGUAUUUGCCUCCCCCCCAAUGAUGCUCAACCCGUCCCACUUCCUAUUUCACUGGAACCAUCGUAGUGGUGCAGGCGGGCUCAGCUUUCUCUGGCCUGGCAAGGCAACAAAUCUGUUUCUGCUCCACGUAAGGCUAUCAGCCUGCCACGCUCUGUACCAUAAACUCUCCUCCGAACUUCCAUCAGCAAAAAAGAGGAAGAGUUGUCUUGUGUCGGAGAGCCACAGUCAGUCCCCCAGAUGUAGCCUGUGGCCGUGGUGGCUGCUCCACCAGUCCCUGCACUGACUGGAGUGAUAAAGCAGUGGAGAGGCCCCACCGUGCCCAGAAUCACUCCAUGUUGCGUGUUAUGGACUACUUUGUUGUGUUCCACCCUCUCAUCUGUGCUGCCUUUAUCCGUGACCCAUGGAAUCCUUUUUGUUUUAUUGUUACAAGGAGAAAGUGGUGGCUCAGGGGAGUGGACUCACAGUGGCUCCAGCCACUGCACCUCGCUAGAGUAAAGUCCCUGUCAACUCCUCUUACAGCCUAGGCAGUACUUCGGGUGCUCAGACAAUGGCUGUUCCUAGCCUGCUCUGCCAGCUUGUGUUCCUGACCUGUCACAUCAAGCUAGGGCAAGCUGGGUUUCGGUGUGUGCCACGUUGCCAGAAUUGUGCCCCCCGCCUCCCCCUUUCUGUGUCGUCCCCUGAGUCCAUUGUCUCUUGUCUUCUCCUGGAUCAGGCUUCUGCCUCAGAGCAAUGUGCUGUUGAACAGCAGCAGUGUUUCUCCUCCUCUUCUCCCUUGCUCCAGUAGUUAUCCCUGUGGGCUCAUCAUAGGACUGACGGCCAGGGACGGGAUGCAACUUCAAAAGGAGCAUUUUUUUUUCCUUUCUUCUCUUUUGGUGAAGGGCUAGUCUUGUCUCGUGUGCCACCCUAGCAUCUGUUCUGUGUGCGGACUUUGUGCCCUUCCUUCUCCCUGUCCUAUGCCGACCUUUGCAGUCGGCAACAGCAGUAAGAAGAGUCCUGAGACCCAGGACUAGGACAAAUCUCUCCCUUUCCCCUCCCGGCUUUUCUGAUGGGACAGGGACAGGCUUACCCAACAUGCCACAACCCAUUUUGAGGUUUCACUGCGUUUUGGCAGCUAAACCGAGAUGCUUGCGAGCUGCAACCCCCCCUUUUGCCCCAUGCUUGGUAUUGCAGCCACCAUUGUCAGUGCUUUCUGUAAAAUCGGCUCUUCUUCCCUGAAGCUGAACUCACGGAGGUGACAUGAGUGAGGCAGCGGCGUGGCAAAGCAGAGCCACCCAGUUCAGGGAUGUGUGGCUUGGGCAGAGGAAGAGGCCUUGCCUCUUCGUGCACUUCCCCCCAUGAGCAGAGGAUGGCUCACCCACCUCCCUUCAUCUCCAGAUUGCAGGGACCUCUCAAACAAAGCCUGAUUUGUGAGCUUCGGACAGGUUCCUCUUCACACAGGUAAAAAGUCAAGUGGUGGAGGAAGAGGAGAAGUUUGUCUUGAGCACGUUCAGAGGAGCCUCCUGUCCUUGUCCAGAAAACAGAAAGCAUUCUUUUCAAGCUCAUUUGCGUUGCCCGUUUCAAAGGAAUUGCUUCUGCAGCUGUCUGACUUGCACUCAGAGGUGCUAAUGGACGGGGGAAAAACUCAUGCCCAAUCUUGCUGUAAAACUAGAAAGCAGCGGUCAGAUUCUGAGAUGGUGAAAUGAGUUGUUCCACUGAACGGACUACACGUGUGCGCAGAUACCAUUUUUAAAUGCUUCCAUUAAAAAAAAAAAAACUUUGCAAGUAAAACCUAACAGCAAAUAAAGGGAAUCCCGGCUCACCUUUUCUUCCCCUUUCUGCUGGUUUCUUUCUUGAAGAGGAGUGUUUGUUUGGCUAAAUUAGGUUCUGCACACAUUUGUAGUAGGAAGUAUGGCAGCCUACUUGACCAUCUCACAUCCUCCAUGUGCUACUGCAUUUCAGCUUCCUUCUGCGCCAGAUAACACAAGGGGCUGCGGGUGGGCAGGUAGGUUGGCUGUUGCUGCGGCUCACCUCCUCUCAGGCCACUGACUUGUACUGUCCUGCAGACGAGCAGAGAGAUCACUGCUCUGGUUUCUGCUGGCCCAGCUUCCUCUCUGGGCCUUUCCAAAGCAGCUGUCAACGUGACCUGCGUGGUAUAGAAGGAACGGGUAGCAAACACAGAAGCCCACGAAAGAAGAUGGCUUCUCUCUGUUCCUGCAAGGGGAUCUCAACAAUCUCUUCUCCCCUUCCCUUUGUCUUCCUCACACGUCGUUUUAAUUUUUGUGUUCCUUCCUUUAAGAUUAAACCGAAACCACCAUUGGUGCCUC